Molecule: messenger RNA, 3360 nt
Organism: Thunnus maccoyii (southern bluefin tuna)
Lineage: Eukaryota; Metazoa; Chordata; Actinopteri; Scombriformes; Scombridae
Product: B2 bradykinin receptor-like
Exons: 2
Coding region: 178-1224 (348 amino acids)
Biological process (GO): neutrophil chemotaxis; immune response; G protein-coupled receptor signaling pathway
Cellular component (GO): membrane
Molecular function (GO): bradykinin receptor activity
Source: RefSeq, a predicted model, not a curated record
AGCAGGAAGGUGGGGUAAUACAGCAAGGCAGCUGGCAUUCUCAAGAACAUUAUCACUUAACAGUCCCUCUCUCCUUUAAGAGAGUGAGUCAGAGACAGACAGAAGACAGUAGCAGAAAGGAGGACUACAGUGUGGCUGUGUAUCUGGACAUUCCACAUCUGGACUUACUUAAGAGAAAUGGCUCAUCUGCCUACAAGUGUUCCUGCUAAUUUCAGCACCACAGCUGUAAAUAUAGAUCAUAACAGCACCAAUGGCACUGAUUGUCCUCCUAACAAUUCCAAGGAAUGGAUGGCCAUAUAUAUCUGGCUCAUCGCUGUGCUGGGAAUUGUGUUUAACGUGUUUGUCCUUACGGUUUUCUACUUACACAAGAAGGCCUUCACCGUGGCUGAGAUCUACUUGAGCAACCUGGCUGCUGCCGACCUUGUCCUGGUGUCCUGUCUGCCCUUCUGGGCUGUGAAUGUAACCCACAAUUAUAAGUGGCCCUUUGGUGAUCACCUGUGUCGACUGGUCAACCUGGGCAUCAAUAUGAAUGUCUGCUGCAGCAUCUACUUUCUUGUUCUGAUCGUGAUGGAUCGUUAUGCGGCACUGGUGCACCCGCUGUCUCAUGACAGGUUUCGUCGGCCAAAGUUUGCCAAACUGUGCUGUCUGCUGGUGUGGGGUUUCGGGUUGCUCCUGGGUGUCCCCAUACUCUACUUCAGGGAAGUAAAAGGUCACCAUUGCCAGCAUAAUUACCCAAAUGGCACUAUACAUCUGUUGUGUGAAGGGAUACUGAUCAUCUUCAAGUUCAUCCUCCCCAUUUCUAUCAUUACCUGGUGCACUGUCAAGAUUAUUCAAGCUUUAAAGAACCGGUCAGUGGAGGGGUUGAACACUCAACAGAACACAGACCACAAGGCGACCACUCUGGUGCUGGUCGUUCUCGUGGCGUUCCUGAUCUGCUGGGUGCCAUUCCACCUUUAUAAGAUACUAGACUCACUCCAAAGAGUUGAAAUCCUGAAAGGAUGUGACCUUCAAGCCAUCCUAUACAUCUGCAGCCAGAUCUUCACCUACUUAGCUUUCUUCAACAGCGUUCUCAACCCCAUCCUCUACAUCAUUGUAGGAAAGAACUUUCAGAAAAAAGUUCAGGAACUCUUCAGUCAGCGGUCCAUUAGGAGAACAACGAUCUUAAGCCUCACCUCCACACGCAGCAACCUAAUAAGCAGUGUUCGAGCUAAUGAUGUCUGCUGACAAGCUGAUCUGCAAGAUUGUGAUUUUUUGAGAGUUUAUGGUCUAUGUUUUUUGAACAAUUUCACAUGAUGAAGUGGGUGUGACCCAGAAGUGAGAUAAGAAAAAUAUUUGGAGUCAUACCUGCAUCAUGUUCACGUAGACAGAGAGGUGAAGUACAAGAUAAUAGCAUUUACUUGAUUAUAUGCAUGAUGUACCCCUUGGAAGGUAGCCCAUCAGAUCCUGCUCAGUAUGCUGGGAUUUGAACUCCCUCUCUCUCAUGUUUUUUUGCUCCAGAUGGAACAUAACUCAGUAGUACUACUACUACUCACUACUCCUCUUACUGUGUUGGGGUCUUUCCCCAGUCUUAAACCUUCCUCAACACACUCUUUGAUGGACAAGGCUUUUGGAGGCCAGGUUUUAGUGUGUCUUGCCUUUCUCAACAGUGUGCAAUGUCUACUUAGAUCAGGACAAAUGAAAGAGACAGUGUGAUCAUCUUUAAUGCAAGUGAUCAGAUGCGACUCAUGACAUUCUGUUUACAUUUUGGACUGCUUCUGGUACUACUUGGAUGAAGUUGUACAAUGUACAGGAUAUGAGAGUGAGAAUUACAUUAUCUGCCAUCCUAAAACUCAUGCUCUAAUUGUUGUUUCAUCAGAAUUGCUUUUAGAUUUUACACAAUAAUAACACUUACAUAAUUAAACAGCCUUUCAAAUUGUGUUCUAUAUUGGAGAAGUAAUGGACACAAACUAAGAUAAUGGAAGUAGUGGGAGAUGGAAACAGACUUUGUGUCUCUGUGUAGCAGUAAUGACAAUUUAAUGUGAGAUGUUUCUCAGCCCUCUGUGCAUGUUUGUAGAUAUACAGUAUAUACAGUAUGUGUCUGAAUCUUUUGCUCUGUACUCUUACAUGACCUUACUUUUACUGAUUUGUUAUAUUUUAAUGCUAAACAUAUUUAAUAUCCAUGUAAUAUUCCUCCCUUCUGUCUCCUUCCUUUGACUGGCUAAUUUAAAUCUACAAGCUGACUGGAGAAUGACCACCUACGCACUGUGAACACAUUUGCAUGCUCAUACAAUUUGUACAAUUUUGUUGUGUACACUGUUUUUACUAUUCAAAGUCACAGUAGCCUGAAGAGUAGUGACUCACACAGUCAUGCCAGUUUCUUUGUAUGGUGUGAACAAAAAAUUUGUGCAUAAAUUGUUAGAUAAUUUGUAUAUUUAAUUUAAUGUAACACCUAGAGUGGCAUAAUUGCAAAAGCCUUACACUGAAUCUUUUGCUGAUAUACCGUAAAUGUACACAUAUACAAUAUUAUAAAUAUAAGUCUUACAAUGAGUGACUGGGGACUUUAUUCUUUUUGUAAGCACUGCAAAAGUUUUGUUUGUUUUUUUCCAGUUCAGGACAUCAUCAAAGGUGAUGUUGGUAUAUCAUCUUGUUUCAGCCACUGGCCAUCAGAUAUUGCAAGAAUCAUGAGUGACUGGUGAGGCAAACAGUUCACCCAGAUUAUCUAAACUACUUGUAAGUGAGACCAAAAGUUCACCAGAAAUGCUGACAAUGACCCUGCAUUGCUCUACAGAACAUUAUGCAGACACACAACUGUUGGUCAAAGCUAAACUAGAUGUGCGACCUUGCUCCCAGCUUCAAUGGAUGUUUACAAUGACAAGCUUGGGAAAUAAAUAUCCAAUUGACCUCCAUUUCCCCUCCCAAUGCACUCAGUGGAAUUAUCUGGGAAUGCAGCUGUCAAACUGUUUCAGACACACAGGCAGUCACUUGAUUUGUGUAAAAUCUGAUCAUCUGAAAGCUUGAGUUUCUUGCCCAGUCUGCCUCAUUUUCAGUAAUGUUGCGCUCACAGAUGUCAACAGUUAACUUGAUGAGUACAAUGAUUUCACUGUGCAAAUAAGAGUCAAGACUAUGAAAAUAAGAAAAAAAGCAUAAUUACACUUUAAUGGUCUCAGGCCAAGAGGAGAUUCUAUUUCAUUGAGCCCAUUAUAGAUCAAUGUCACAACUUUGUUUGAAAAGCUUUAACCUUGUAUAUGUCUAUGCCUCUCAUUGUAACUUUGCUUGUUGAUAAAUGUCUGAAUUACAGUGUACUUUACAGUAUAUUGUGCUGUACAACAAGAUCAUUGUUGAAAAUCAAUGUACAUCCUAAUUAAAAUCUAAAUGGAAGUA